Anoplopoma fimbria (sablefish) is the source of this 1632-nucleotide messenger RNA. It is a transcript of the gene fam185a, whose product is annotated as family with sequence similarity 185 member A. The record is from RefSeq and is a predicted model, not a curated record. Bases 95 to 1261 code for a protein of 388 amino acids. Lineage: Eukaryota; Metazoa; Chordata; Actinopteri; Perciformes; Anoplopomatidae. The transcript is spliced from 8 exons.
UGAAUGGCAGCCUGUUUAGUCAGCGUGUUGUUGUUAACUACCUGAAGCAUCAGUCUGAGGUGUGGAUGAGCUGGUUUACCGGGAGCUGAUAGAGAUGUUGUGGAGCUCAGCAGGUCGGCCGGGAUGUGUCGGACUCCUGCUCCGCUGCUGGUCCCUCACAGUCGGUCCCAGGACACUCACGACCCCCCGAUGCCCUCUGGAUCCCUCGCGGUUCUUCUCCAUCUCUCCCCCUACGAACUCCCCGACACACGAGGAGGAGAAGCAGCCUCUGAAGCGGUGGGCUCUGGCGGUGAGCCCCUUCAGCACGGUGCGGGCACAGCUGGGCUGCAGUAUCUCCAUCCGUCCGCUGGACCCGCACACCUACCCCGAGGCAGACCGGGUCUUCAUCACCGUUCACGGCACAGACACCGAGCAGGAGGUCGGCCUGGAUCACCUACACGUCCACUAUGACGACCAGAGCAAAGAGCUGCUCAUCUCAGCCGAGAAGGUUAAGAGCAGCGUGUCGAUUGAUCUGAGCGCACCAAUCAAAAGUAAUCUUUUCAUUACUACUCAAGGAAAAGGUAACGUGCAGGUGAAACAUAUGGAGUGUGAUAUCUGCAAAGUGCAGACAGAGACAGGGGACUGUUUGCUGCACUCUGUCAAGGGUCAUCAGGUUGAGGUCCAGUCCCAUGGAGGACAUGUUACAGGUGUGGGCACUAUCCAUGGAAAUGUGGACAUCAGCACAUGUGGAGACAGUGGUGUGAAUGUCAAAAAGCUUCAGGGCACCAAAAUGAAUAUUUCAACAGAACGUGGCCCUCUUAAGGUCAAAGCCAUAUAUGCUGAGUCCAGCUGCGUCUCCUCCUGCUCGGGGAGAGUAGAACUUGGGAAUGUACACGGUAAUGCCACCGUGAAGAACGUGUCUGGAGAUACAGUUAUUGAUGGUUCAAAUAGUUUUCUUAAGGUUUCCUCUCACAGCGGAGGCAUUGAUGUGUAUGUUGGAGACGGUGGCAGUGCCGAACUCCACAGUCAGGAAGGAGAAGUGUGUGUGCGUGUCCCCUCCUCGUUGAAAGCUGCGAUGGAGCUCAGUGGAACGUCGGUGAAUAUCGGCCCAGAGGUUGUUCUGCAUGGAGUAGAAAGCAACACAACUAAAGGCCUAACCACAGUUACUGGCUAUAUAAAUGGAAAGUCCCCAUUUGACCAGUGGGUUAAAGCUCAGGCAGACAGAAACUCCGUCAGACUGAAAACUCAAAGCUGGUUUGAAUCCCUGAAGCUGGGGAGCUGAGUUAUGAGCUUUAAACUUAUGGAGCCAGAUAUCUACUGUGGCUCCUCGAGACUGGAUGUAACUUUACCUCACUGUGGUAUUUUGCUCAGGAUAAGUACUGUACUUUAAAUAAAUACAUUAUAUAUCAUCUAUAGUAUUUAACAGAUAUUCUGUACGUGUUAAAAAAUUCACUGUACAUACAAUACGUUUUGAAAGCUUACUAUUUGACGACACGUGUUGGUUUGUAAUAAACUGUCAAAGGUUUGAAUGUUAAUGAAAAUCGUUUGCUUGCUCAAAUUUUUGGUAUGUUUACUUGUGAUUUUAAAUAUUGCCAGCGAUUGAAUGUCUUCUGUAUUGUAUGUAAAUACCAAAAAAAUAAAGUAAGUCCCAAA